AUGGAGACUCGGAUCAAGAGCUCAUGUUGCUUGAUUUUGAGUUUUAGGGUUUUGAAUGAGGGGUUGUUGAGGAGAUCUGAUUUCAGUCCUGACAUGGAGGUGGUUGGGGACGGAGAUGGGCCUGUCUUCGCAGUGGCUAUGCCGUUGACCGGCUUAGGUUUCCCGACCAUGUUUCCUUUGAGAAUUGAGGAAAAAGAGGAAAAUGAGUUAUGGAUUUGGGGGUUUUGCUUUCAGAGUUUGGGAUUUGUAAUUUGGAUUGGGUCAAUAAGAGUAUGCUAA
Prunus armeniaca (apricot) is the source of this 279-nucleotide messenger RNA. Lineage: Eukaryota; Viridiplantae; Streptophyta; Magnoliopsida; Rosales; Rosaceae. The record is from the annotation of a GenBank genome assembly.